This is a messenger RNA of Scomber japonicus (chub mackerel), 1281 nucleotides long. RefSeq names its product eukaryotic translation initiation factor 3 subunit H. Gene Ontology annotation, molecular function: protein binding; translation initiation factor activity; metallopeptidase activity. Gene Ontology annotation, cellular component: eukaryotic 43S preinitiation complex; cytosol; cytoplasm. The transcript has 8 exons. The record is from RefSeq and is a predicted model, not a curated record. NCBI's taxonomy places the organism in Eukaryota, Metazoa, Chordata, Actinopteri, Scombriformes, Scombridae. Bases 20 to 1051 code for a protein of 343 amino acids.
CGCGUGUGUAGGCUUACCGAUGGCUUCACGAAAAGACUCUGGCUCAGCGGCACCACCAACUACCGUGAUGGCUUCUACCGGCGGUACCUUGGACUCUCCCGUCAAACAGAUCCAGAUUGAGGGUCUGGUGGUCAUGAAGAUUAUCAAGCACUACCAGGAAGAGGGCCAGGGCAGCGAGGUGGUUCAGGGCGUCCUGUUGGGCCUGGUGGUCGAGGACCGGCUGGAGAUCACCAACUGCUUCCCCUUCCCUCAGCACACCGAGGACGAUGCAGACUUCGACGAAGUCCAGUACCAGAUGGAGAUGAUGCGUUCCCUGCGUCACGUCAACAUCGACCAUCUGCAUGUGGGCUGGUACCAGUCCACCUACUAUGGCUCUUUUGUCAGCAGAGCACUCCUCGACUCCCAGUUUAGCUACCAGCAUGCCAUCGAAGAGUCCGUUGUGCUCAUUUAUGAUCCAAUAAAGACGGCCCAAGGCUCCCUGUCCCUCAAGGCCUACAGGCUCACCCCCAAACUCAUGGAGAUCUGCAAAGAGAAAGAUUUCACACCUGAGGCCUUGAAGAAGGCGAGCAUCGGCUUUGAGCAUAUGUUCGAAGAGGUGCCUAUUGUCAUCAAAAACUCCCAUCUCAUCAGUGUCCUGUUGUGGGACCUGGAGGAGAAGUCCACAGUCGCCGAUAAGCACGAACUGCUCAACCUCUCCAGCAGUAACCACUUGGAGAAGAGCCUUCAGCUUCUGAUGGACAGAGUGGAUGACAUGAGCCAGGACAUUGUCAAGUAUAACACCUACAGCCGCAACCUGAGCAAGCAACAGCAGCAGAAGCACCAGUACCUGCAGAGGCGGCAGCAGGAGAACACCCAGCGACAGAGCAGAGGGGAGCCUCCGUUGCCUGAGGAGGACAUCACCAAAAUGUUCAAGCCCCCCCAGCCUCCACCACGCAUGGAUACACUGCUUAUUGCGGGGCAAAUUAACAACUACUGCCAGAACGUGAAGGAAUUCACUUCGCAGAACCUCGGGAAGCUGUUCAUGGCGGAGGCUCUCCAAGGCCACAACUAGAAGAAAGACGAAAAAGAAAGAAAGAAUCAGCAGGAGAGGGAAAGAAAGUGCUCAGAGGAUGAUAAAAGAAAGGUAACAGAGAUGCAAAACCACCUAGAUGACGACCGAAGGAGAGCCACGAUGUUUGUCUUCUAAGAAUUUACUGUUUUUAUGCAUAACCCCAUCUUGAAUAUAAAAUAAUCUUUUGAAGAUGACUUAAUUUUGAUUUGAAUAAAACUCUUGCAUCUCUA